This is a messenger RNA of Ctenopharyngodon idella (grass carp), 4446 nucleotides long. RefSeq names its product cyclin T1 (gene ccnt1). Bases 29 to 2194 code for a protein of 721 amino acids. Gene Ontology annotation, cellular component: nucleus; cyclin/CDK positive transcription elongation factor complex. NCBI's taxonomy places the organism in Eukaryota, Metazoa, Chordata, Actinopteri, Cypriniformes, Xenocyprididae. Gene Ontology annotation, molecular function: cyclin-dependent protein serine/threonine kinase activator activity. The transcript is spliced from 8 exons. The record is from RefSeq and is a predicted model, not a curated record. Gene Ontology annotation, biological process: regulation of transcription by RNA polymerase II; positive regulation of DNA-templated transcription, elongation.
AGAUUUUAAAACAUUGUCCUUCUCAGUAAUGGCGGCUACGUUCCCUUCGCCUUCGCUAAAUAACAAUAAAUGGUACUUCACGCGCGAACAAAUCGAAAACAGCCCUUCUCGCCGAGCGGGACUUGAUCCCGACAAAGAGCUCUCGUACCGACAGCAAGCUGCUAACCUGCUGCAGGACAUGGGACAGCGGCUCAACGUGUCACAACUUACAAUUAACACUGCCAUUGUGUAUAUGCAUCGGUUCUACAUGAUCCAGUCCUUUACCCGCUUCCACCGGAAUGUGAUUGCUCCUGCAGCUCUCUUUUUAGCUGCGAAGGUGGAAGAACAGCCCCGCAAGCUGGAGCAUGUGAUUAAGGUGACCCAUGCGUGUCUCAAUCCUCAGGACCCGUCUCCAGACACCAGGAGUGAUACAUACCUGCAACAAGCCCAAGACCUGGUCAUUCUUGAGAGCAUUAUACUCCAGACCCUGGCUUUUGAGAUCACCAUUGAUCAUCCCCAUACACAUGUUGUCAAGUGUACUCAGCUUGUGCGAGGUGAGAACCAGCUGCUCACUGUAAACUGUCCUUCGUAUUGCUCGGUAAUGAGUACUUCUAGCCCACCAAGCUCACAGAUUUCACGUCUGAUCACGAGCUUUCCUUUUGUUCCAGCGAGUAAGGAUUUGGCUCAGACCUCAUAUUUCAUGGCAACAAACAGUCUUCACUUGACUACAUUCUGCCUGCAGUACAGUCCUCCCAUUGUAGCUUGUGUUUGUAUUCAUCUGGCCUGUAAAUGGUCCAACUGGGAGAUUCCGGUUUCCACAGACGGCAAACACUGGUGGGAGUAUGUUGACCCCACAGUGACCCUUGAGCUGUUGGAUGAGCUCACUCAUGAGUUCCUGCAGAUCUUGGAGAAGACACCCAGCCGCUUGAAACGCAUCAGAAACUGGAAAGCUGCAGGUCAAACUGCCAAGAAAUCAAAGGUGCAAGAUGGUGAUCAGUCAGAAGCCAUUAUGAACAUGAUCUCUAUGGCAUCAUCCGACAGCACGUUGGCCGGACUCAUGAGCCUCUCCGCCCCUCCCUCCGGUUCCUCCAUGGACUCCACAGCAGACGACCACAGCGCUACAGCCUCAUCCCAACACUGGCAGCCUUCCGGCAAGGAGCAGCCCAUUGCCAACGAGCUCCACGCGCCUGCUAAGGUGUCUCUGAGCGAGUAUCGGGCAAAGCAUGCGGAUGAACUGGCUGCUCAGAAGCGGAAGUUGGAGAAUAUGGAGGCAAGUGUGAAACAGGGAUACGCCACUGCCGCACAGGCCCUCAUGAACCAGCAGAGGAAAGAGAAGCACCAUCACCACCAGCAGUCCAGCUCUGGUUCCUCAGACCUGAGCAACCCCUCACCCAUCGUCCUGAAGAUCCCACUGGAUGAGCGAUCGGAACGCAGUUCCUUAAAGAUGCGCUUACCCACGCGGGGCCAGUCAGACGGCGGCGGGCACAGCAGCAGUAGCAGCAGUCGUGGAUCCGAGCAGGACAUUAAAGUGCGGAUUCGGGUUCCAGAAAGGCGAAGUGGAUCCGGAGAAGACGGGAAAAGUCGCGAGAAGCACAGAGAGCGGUCCAACCACCACCACCAUCAUCACCAUCACCACCACCACUCCUCCUCUUCCACCACCGGCUCUUUAUCGGCAUCGUCUUCCUCAUCCUCAGCACAAAAACACUCAAGUUCUGCCAGCACCUCAGGAAGUAGCAAAAAGGUCCCUGGUGACUCUGUGCGAACGAGCUCUUCUUCGUCAUCGUCAUCUCGAAAAAGGACCCACUUGCCGGAUCCUUCCACGGGCGCCCACCCCUCGAAAGUCAGCAAAUCGUCCAGAAAUUCAUUUCAGUUGUCGACGCUUCCUGGAGUGCCCUCUCACACGAUGGGUCACGGGGCUGACAUCCUUCCCUCGCUGGGCCUCUCGCACCAUCAGGGGAACUAUUCGCACUCCAAGGCGGACAAAGCCGACACGAACGGCCAUAAUACGGGCGGCCAGUCCAACGAGUAUCAGGACACAUUUGACAUGUUGAACUCGCUGCUCAGCGCACAGGGGGUGCAGCCAGCGCAACCUCAGAUAUUUGACUAUCGCUCUCAGUACGGAGAGUACCGGUAUAGCAGUAGCGCUCGCGGAGGAACCCAGCCGCCACCUUUACCCUCAGAACCACCUCCACCUCUGCCACCGUUGCCCAAAUAAACCCCCUUCAUCUUCCUCCCCUCACUUCACCCAUCCACAUACGCUGAUCAGAACAGUCGUCUUGGGAGUCCUGGGAUCCUUUCGUGCGUCCAACUUUCUGUGAUGUUGAGUUUGACAGCAGAGUAAUGUAAGGCAAAAAAUGUACCUGUAUCGUUCUGUGUGAUUGUGUGCGAGCGAGUGUGUUCACAACACCCAUCUGUGGCAAUAAUGUUAAAAUAGAACAAAAUAUUGCAAAAAAAAGGCAAAAAAUGUUAUUUAUUGAAAAAAAAAUUGUACAUACUAUUUUUGAUGUCAGUUUUAUAUCAGCGCUAACAGAAAAGCAUAAUGGAAUUAAGGGUAUGUAUUACUGAAUGAGAGGGACCCAUUGUCCUCUUUAAAAAGUGUAACCUUGAAUGCAAAAAGGAAAAUGUUUUUGGUUUAUGUAUGGAUUUAAGUCUUGCUAACAAUAUAUGUGUCUUUUUUUAUUGAUUAUGGUAUUUAUUAUUAGCCUUUUAAAACCAUAGUUAUUAGCAGUCGUUGCUUGAAUGCAUCAGGUGAUAUCUGGAUUUUAUUUUUAUACUGUUGUAACCUGCUUCACAGUCUGUAUUUACUUGAUACGUCAUGUAUGUUUUGAGAAUGAACAUACGAAUCCCCAAUAAUUGCAUCAAAAUGUAUGUUUCUAAUAUACGAGUAGUAGUAACUGAAGUAAUAUUUUGAUUUUGUUUGGUAAAUAUUUGUGGUCUUUUUUUGUUUGUAACUUUCAGCUUUGUAUUCUGUAUAUGACUGAAAAUUGACGCAAAUUAUUUUUACAUUUAUUUCCCAAAAAACAAGAAUAUGCCUAAUUUGGGAAAGUAUGUUCGGUAGGCCUACGAUUCAGAGUCAGAUGCAGUCAUUGUUUUAAAUGGUUGUAGAAUAUCACGCUCAUUUAUAAUACACUAUACACAACAGUAUGUACCAGCUUGUACUCGUUUCAUCUUUUAUUUCUGUUUGCUAAUAACACAAGCCCAAAUGGUGUCAGAUAUGGGCUAUUUGUCAUAUUAUGAUGUAACUGACUUGUAAAUGGCCCUUAGUCUUGAGUGAAUCUGUGAUGGACAAAAGUACAAUCUGAUAAAAACAUCUUUCCACCAAUUUUCAGUUGAACUAAUGUUUUUUUCAUGCUUCUUUGGUUGAAAGAAUGACAACAGUAUGACAUGGUGGGCCAUGCAAAUAUUGGUUAACAAACAAAUUGCAGAAAUUCAUUCUGUCUGCAUUUAUGAAUGAUUCUCAUUGAACUGGUGGUACUUUUGUCCAUCAUACCCUUUUUCACCUCAUAUUCAAGGGAUAGUUCACCCUAAAAAAAAAAAAAAAUCAAUAUUCUGUGAUAAUUUACUCAGCCAAAACUUUAUGAUUUUCUUCUGUAGAACACAAAGGAAGAUAUUUUGUCUGUUCUAAUAAUAUUCAGUGGGGUCCACUGUUUUUCGGACCCCAACGUUCUUCAAAAUAUCUUCAUGUUUGGAUGAACUAUCUCUUUAAAUAUGCCGUCCAUUUUAAGAUCUGUUAGGUUUAUAUUUGUUAUCUGUCUAUGUUUAAACACUCAAAUCAGCACUUAUAGAUUGAACGGUAAGCAUGCUGACCACUCAUGUUUAUUUGUUGUAAUACCUCCAUUUUUGUUUAACAUUAAGUUGCAUUCAUGCCAUGUUGUAAUAACCGUAAUUACUAGAUUUCAACUUGUAAAAAGCAUUCAUGAGCUCGUAGAGAGUAAGAGUAAGCUCUAUGACUGUUGUACCACCUUUAGGCAUUGAUAAUGUUGCCACAGAAAUGCAUAAUUCCCAGUCCGAGGACAUGAACAGCUCUGAAUAGAAUGUCACAUGUUGUCAUUUUUAGGCUAUACGGUAAUUACGACAUGGCGUGAAGGCAACAUUACGUAUAACCAUGUCAAGGUCAUUUUGGUGUUUGGGAGUGAUAAUGAUAAGCCAUCCAAUCUUGAUUCACAAAAUCUUGCAUGAAUGCUGCAGUGAGCAUUAAAAACUGAUGGGGACUUGCAUUUUUUGAGCCAAUUGGUUUGUACCUUUAACAAUAUUGUCUCCAUAUUCAUAUCUUGCUUGAUCAUGUUUUUGUAUGCCGUUAAUAGCACAAUAAUGCAGAUUACUAUAUGGAUCAGAUUGUCUGUAACUGUCCUCCUCUGAUUAAAUGGCAUGACUUUCAUUGAUCAUUUUACAGAAAAAAAUGGAAGCAUGAAAUUGAGUUUCUACUGUCAGAGUAAAUUUUACUUUAAUAAAUGUUGCUUUCCUUUA